AUGAGCGAGGCGCACCGGCUGCUCUUCUGCGUGAUCCCGAAGAAUGCCGCCUCGGAGUUCCUGGGCCUGCUGAUGCGGCUGGAGGGGCUGGGGCCCGAGCACUGGAACCCGACUGGAUCGCGCCACCACCAGAUGAACAUCCACGCGGACCCAGGCACUCUGGGCAUGCGCGUCACUUCGCGGCGCGCGCUCGUGGAGGCGGCGCUGCGCGGCGGCGAGGGCUGGGUGCGGGCAGUAGUGCUGCGCGACCCGGUGCAGCGGUUCUUGUCGGCCUACGGCAGCAAGGUGCGGCACGGCCACUUCAAGCAGUACCCCUCCAACAUGACCCUGCCGCAGCUCGUCUCGCAGCUGGAAGCCGAGGGGGGCGUCGGGGGGGCCACGGAGUUCCACCUGCGGCCCCAGAGCUACAUAUCUCGGGGGGGACACGCCCGAAUUAACUCUAUCGAGCGCUACAACGUCGUCGGGCGCUUCGACGAGCUGGACGCCUUCGCCCGGCGGGUGGUCACCGCGGUCGCUGGGCCCGAGCGGGCCUCGGCCCUCCUCGACCGCGGCUGGGGCUACACCCGCGACCAGCCGCUGUUCGCCGAACGGCGGGAGGUGCGCGAGGCUGCCAGGCCGGGCCUCGCGAUGGUGACCACGAACUCGCGGGCCGAGGCCGCGCUGCAGGGGAACGCCAGUCUGCGGGCCCGCAUCGCGAGGCUGUACGAGGUGGACUACACGCUGCUGGCCCGCGCGGGAGUGCCCCCAGCUGUGGCGGCGACGCCUGCGGCGACCCCGGGCGUGCCGUCGGGCAGUGUCGCGGAGGGACGGUCGUCCAUGCAGAACGAGCCGCGCAGAGCUCUGCCAAUGGCUGGUGCCGACCCGAGCAUCUGCCUCAAUGAGGGGGACCAGGCGGCACGCAUCCAUGAGCCUCCGACGACCAAUUGGUCGAAGUGA
Prorocentrum cordatum is the source of this 936-nucleotide messenger RNA. Lineage: Eukaryota; Dinophyceae; Prorocentrales; Prorocentraceae. The record is from the annotation of a GenBank genome assembly.